This is a messenger RNA of Dromaius novaehollandiae (emu), 1389 nucleotides long. It is a transcript of the gene PDLIM2, whose product is annotated as PDZ and LIM domain 2. Gene Ontology annotation, cellular component: filamentous actin; stress fiber; adherens junction. The transcript is spliced from 10 exons. Gene Ontology annotation, biological process: actin cytoskeleton organization; heart development; muscle structure development. Bases 112 to 1179 code for a protein of 355 amino acids. Gene Ontology annotation, molecular function: actin binding; muscle alpha-actinin binding. NCBI's taxonomy places the organism in Eukaryota, Metazoa, Chordata, Aves, Casuariiformes, Dromaiidae. The record is from RefSeq and is a predicted model, not a curated record.
GUCGGGCUCCGCCGGCCCCUUCCGAGGGGGCGGCGCCGCCGCCGGGGCCGCGCUCGGCUCUGCCGCCCCACGGGGCCGCCCGGCUCCGCCGCCGCCGAGCCACCCGCUGCCAUGUCGGUGACGGUGACCCUGGCCGGACCGGCGCCCUGGGGCUUCCGCAUCACCGGGGGACGGGACUUCGGGAAGCGCAUCGCCGUGUCCCAGGUGGCGGAGCGCGGGAAGGCGGCCGCGGGCGGCCUCCGGCCCGGGGACGUCAUCGUCUCCAUCAACGGCGAAAGCGCGGCCGAGAUGCUCAACGUGGAGGCGCAGAACAAGAUCAAGCAGAGCCCCGGGCAGCUGCGGCUGCAGGUGGAGAGGUGCCCGGCGCCGUCUCCCGGCCACGCUAACGGGGAGAGCUCUGCAGAGAGGCUGGCUGCCCGCUUCCAGGACGCGGUGAGGACGCGGGAGGAGAGCCGGGGCUCCCUGAGGUCCUCCUACUCCAGCCCGGCCUCCCUCAGCCCCCGGCCCCGCAGCCCCGGCUCUCCCAGCCCGGGGGCCGCCGGCAGCCGCAGCCCUCCGCCCGGCGCUCCCGAGGUUCCCUGUCCUCCCGGCCUCCCCCAGGAGCGAGGCCGCCGGAGCAGCUCCCCGGGGCCGGUGCUGCCUCCUCCCAACCGCCCGCCGUCGCCGGGGCUCUGGGCCCCCCCGAGCCCCUGGGCACCGGCCGGCCGGGCUUCGCCCUCCCGCGACAGCCCGGGCUCGGAGCCGGCCGCGCGGCGCUUCGAGGGGGACUCGGAGGUCUUCAAGAUGCUGCAGGAGAACCGGGAGCUGCGGGCGGCCCCGCGGCAGUCCAGCACCUUCCGCCUGCUGCAGGAGGCCCUGGAGGACGGCGGCGCAGCCGGCCCCGCCGCCCCCUUCCCCAGCCGCCUCUCGCCCGGCGCCCGCAAGCCCGGCGCGGCAGCCGCGCCGCCCCAGCUGCACGCCUGCGAGAAGUGCGGCGGCACCAUCGCCACGCAGGCGGUGAGGAUCCGGGACGGCCGCUACCGGCACCCCUCCUGCUACGCCUGCUCCGACUGCGGCCUCAGCCUGAAGAUGCGGGGACACUUCUGGGUGGGCGACGAGCUCUACUGCGAGAAGCACGCCCGCCUGCGCUACCGCGGCCCCCCGGGGGGGCCCGCCGCCCCCCGCGCCCCCCCGUCCUGAGCGGGGCCCGGCAGCGCCUCGCCGCCGCGAGCUGCGUCGGGUCUCGGCCGCGGCCCGUCCUUCCGCGCGCACCCGGGGCUGGGGGGGGCCCGGGGACGCUUGAGCACUUCGGUACCGGAGAGGGGGGCUGGCACCGCUUGGCGCACCGACUUCAGCUACUCCGAGGUAUUCGACCAGAUCUCUAUAUAAAUAUAAUAUAUAUUUGCUCCA